Molecule: messenger RNA, 1552 nt
Organism: Poecilia latipinna (sailfin molly)
Lineage: Eukaryota; Metazoa; Chordata; Actinopteri; Cyprinodontiformes; Poeciliidae
Gene: cldnj
Product: claudin j
Exons: 2
Coding region: 624-1259 (211 amino acids)
Cellular component (GO): bicellular tight junction; membrane
Molecular function (GO): structural molecule activity
Source: RefSeq, a predicted model, not a curated record
UUUUGUGUGUCUGAGGGUUCAGAGACAGAUUUCAGUAGUUCCUAGCUGUAAUAACUGAAGCUGUGAGUUUGUAUCGUUAUUAAAUCAACAGUAUAUAACUAUUGAUUUGAAUUGGAUGCAUAUACAUGAUGUUUAAGUUGACUUUAGUUGAUUUCAACUUUAGUUGAUUGUGUCUAACUUUAGUUUUUGCAGUGAUUUCAGGCUGAUCUCGUUCUGAAAGAGUCUGUCCUCUGCAUCUUAAUUGCAGAAAUUCCUGCGUCCCCCCAGAACCCAAUCUCCAUGGCCCGGCUCCGGUCCCUUUAUCUGAUCCCACCUCAGAUAAAACAGAGUAUUAUAUCCCUAAGAGCAGCUCCGGCCCUUAAACACAGCGUCCAUUCAUUUCUCUACCGCCCUCAGUCCCCCUAUCUCUGUUCCCUUUUUUCUAGUUGCAGCAGAAAAUCUAAAGAGAUUUUGCUUUCCAUUUUCCAGUCGUUUCCCAACCGAUGUGUUCCUAUUGCGGUGGAAAAACGAUUGGUAGUAAAAUCAUUGAUCUGGACUGUAGAGCAGAUUUCCGUCUGAAGACGAGCCGCUCCUCGCCGUUCAUCUUCUAACGCCUGGCGUCGCAACAAGACUUUAAGGCUCCCAUGGCUCUGCAGGAGCUGGGCAUCAGCCUGUCCAUGAUGGGCGUCGCCGGCACCAUGUUGAUCUGUGGCCUGCCCAUGUGGAAGGUCACUGCGUUCAUCGGCACCCACCUGGUGGUGAUGCAGGUGUUCUGGGAGGGCUUGUGGAUGACCUGCGUCAGCGAGUACACGGGCCAGAUGCAGUGCAAGCUCUACGACGCCCUGCUGGACCUGUCGUCGGACCUCCAGGCGGCCCGCGGCCUCAUCUGCAUCAGCCUGGUGUUGGGCUGUCUCGGGUUCCUCGUCUUCAUCCUGGGAGCUCGCUGCACCAACUGCCUGGGUCACCCGCGGAUCAAAGCGCGGGUGGUGAUCGGCUCCGGCGCCAUCUUCUGCCUGUCCGCGCUCACCACAGUGGUCGCUGUCGCUUGGACCGCCAACACCAUCAUCAUGGAUUUUCACAACCCCAGAGUCCCAGAGGUGCUGAAGAGAGAGCUGGGCGCAGCGAUCUACAUUGGGUUUGUGACGUCUGGGCUGCUGUUCUGUGGAGGAGCCGUUCUCUGCGUGACCUGCCCACCAGAACCAGACAGAUUCCCCUCCAGUGGCUACAUGCUGGCCAAGACUCCCACCCGGAGCAGCUACGCCAUCAAGAACUACGUCUGAAAACAGAAACUAAACCACAACGUCUUGACCUCUGCCGACCUCUUCAAGCCUUUUACGGUGCCUGCUCCUUAAUUACAAUCUCUUCACUGCAAAAACACAAAAAAUGACCAAGUUUUUUUGGUCUAAUUUCUACCGCACAUAUGUUAGCACAUUUGAAAAACAACAAAACUAACUUACAAAAAACUUUUCAGCAAGAUAUUAUUGACUUAAAGCUGCAGUCAGUAAUAUGUUUAUUAACAAUGUGUUAAAAACUGUCACCAUGUUCUGACAGUUUAUGUCAGAGAAAAGAUCAA